GUACACUUUGUAAAUAACGCCACAACAAAACACACCAAAGACUACGAAGCAAAAACAAAAGAAUAAACCACGAAAUGGAGUCGGAAAAUUCCUACGAACAGCAGGAGGAGGAGGAAAGCGAUGAGAGCUCCAGCAGCGUCGCCGUCAACUUCACUGGCUACGAUGAGAUCCAUAUUAAGCAUGAGGCCGAGAAAACCAUAUGCAUAAUGCCUCCGCGUCCAGGAACGGCCGUGAUGAACUUCCAGGAGCUGCAUAUCCCAAGGAACCAGCUAACCGACGUCUUCUAUCACAUCCAAGAGGCUCAGCGCUGGUUGACACUCAUUGACAAGAUGGGCAAACCGCAUCGAUUCCCAUUGCCCACGAUUCUGCCAAAGGUUAUCCAGACCCGGUACGUGCCCAAACGCCACCUGCCUAAGGAUGUGGAGGUGGACCGACGUCGGCGCCAGUAUCAGAAGAUCAAUUUGGUGGAGGAGCUGGCCAAGGCGGGACUCACCAAUGAUAUUUUGUCGCCCACGGAGGAGCAGUAUAAUGUGAUGUCCGAGUUCGCCUUUCCCCACAAGUUUCCCCUGAGCUACUUUGAUGACAGCAACUUUGAUAUUAACUCGCCGAAAGCUUGGUUUGAUCUCGGCGUCGUCGGAGACACUAACUAUCCGCUGCCAGCGAAGGCCUUCCUGCCCUUCAAUCAGAGUUUGGUGAACUGUCAGUGGGUUAUGGCUGCGGUUACCGCCCACAAUGCAGAUACGGAUCUUUGGACGUUGCUCUCCCUGGAGGACGGGUGCACCUACACGGUACCGAAGCUCCAGUUCAUGUUCAUGGCCGAGGAUCCCUACAAGUAUAUAAAUCGCAUCCAGGCUGCGGUUCAUGAACGCCACAAGGGAGAACAACUUAUGCUUAUGGAGCUGAUAGUCGACUGUGUCCUGCACGAGGACAUUGAAUCCACGGUCUUUUACAGCUUCAAGCCUAUCGAAAGAGUGCUGCAGGCGGCCACGGUAUCGGAGCAGUGCAAGAGACGCCUGCGCUCGGAGGUCAACUUGGUGUUUGAGCGCCUGAUGGCCCUCUACGAACUGGAGCAGUUUAUCCUGAAAAUGCCCAAGGAGUUCCCGCAGUUCCGAAAUAUAGACCUCAAGGAGUUUUUGCCACGCUCUUUCACCGUCGACUUGUCUGGCAAGGAGCGCGAAGAGCUGCAAGCCCUGGGAAUUCCUAUGCCGGAAAAACGUUAUGACUUCCUCAAGGCGAGCCUCUUUUACUGCCUGGGCGGGAUUGAGGCCAUGGCCGGGGUGAACUGCGAGUGUCAGUAUAUCGAAACGCUUUCCAUUUUCAUCUGUACGUUCAGUAAGCCUUUGGCCCUAGUUGACUUCCUGCAGGCGCAGGAGGCGCAUAGCGACAACGUGGCCACUUUCCUAAAGUUUAACUGGCCGCAACAGCUCACCGGCUGCAUAACGGUGGUGCUGCGGGCCCUGGGCAAGGGAUGGCUGGAUAUAUCACUGAACAACUGGACAGUCUAUCUGAUGUGCAAAAUCUCAAGGUUCAUAUUGCAGGUCAAGUUCCGGAUGCAAGAGUCCAUGCAGGUGCUCCUCGAGACCUCGCUGCUCAACUUUUCGCACUUGGUGUGCGAUCCCUGCUUGCAGUUUCUGCACCUGAAGCCCGACUACAAAUGGACCAACAACUACAUCGAUACUGAAUUUCCCUACCAUAAGCCGGUGUUUGCCAUGACUUUGGGCAUAAACGAGGAUCGUAAGGUGUUCUACUCCACCGAUCCGGAUGAGUUUCAGCCCGCAUUAAUGGACAUCUUCAAGAGAUGCCUGGAAAAGACGUCCGGUGUCAAGUUAAUCGACUCGUUUGUUAUGAGCUUCCUUAAAUACGCCCCCAAUUUGUAUAUCCUGACGGUCGAGCUUAUAGAAGACAUGUUCCUGGUCGAGAAUGACCUGAUGAUGAGGUGCUACGCGAAGGCUGUGCUGCCACUGAAGGCCUAUGCCCGGCUCUACGAAAGAUUCAUUAACUUUUACCUGUUGAACAUUAACCAGUAUAUGGCAGCUUAUGCCGAGGCUCGCAAGCCCUCGUCCGAGGUAAAGUGGGACAUACUGGAGCACAAGCGGCUGAAGGAGGAGGUCCGCGUCAUCCUGCCGGCAUUUAUCACCAUCGGGCCAUUCUACAUAAACGUGGACAUACUGAAACAGUUUAUGAUCAAGAAACGCAUUGAAAUUGUGAGGAGAAUCUUUGAGUACUACGUGGAUCGGAUGUAUGAGACGAAUGACAACAUCUUGGAACGCUGCCAGGACAUGUACAAGAAGAUAAACGACAGACCCAUGAGCAUUGAGCACCUAUUCGAGAUUCGUGACUAUGGCCUGGAGGUGCCGGAUUUGGUGGAGGAGCUCAAGGCGGACAUACAGGUCAUGUGGCUGGAGUACGACCUGUUGGAUAGCUUCUUCUACAACCUAAGUGACCACCAGUUCGUCAUGAAGUGGAAGGCAUUCGCCUGGCCGCACCAGAUAAUGGUGCGCCUGGCAACUCUCAAAGAGGAGCAGAAAAUUGAUAUCGAAGAGUUCCUGCGACAGCAUGGCAGCGAGUGCCAAGCGUUCGAGGAGCGCCUGGAAUCACUGAACGAUGAGGUGCAGGCCUACUCCUUGGCCUUCAACACGAAUCGCGCUCAGGAGACAUCUGUGGACAUUAAGAAGACCUGGGCCCUGAUCAAGGAGCUGGAAAAGGUCAGCCAGACCCUGCAAUAUCGCCAGGAACUGUUCGAACUGGAACCGCUUUCCGUGGAGUUUUUGGAGAGCAUCAUUGCAAGCUUUACCCCGUACAAAAAUCUGUGGUAUGCCUGUGCAAACUUCCUGAAGCUCCAGGAUGCCACCGAGGGCAACCCCAUUGCCCAGCUGGACCUUGAGGAUAUCUGGGUUAAUCUUAUGAAACUGCGCGACGAGCUCUCCGAAUCCAUGGAAAUAUUCCAUGAGAAACUUGAGAUUAUGGAAGUCGCCCGUGUGUUUAUUCAGAAAAUCGAUGAUUUUGUGCCAGUGUACAACAGCAUAAGGGAUCUACGAAACGAAAACUGGAUGUACAUCCACUGGCAAGAGCUUAGCCAGGUGACGGGACAGGACAUCAAGUACACGGUUUCGAUGAACUAUCAGUACCUGAUACGAAAGGGAAUUAUGGACUUCCUGGCAGAGGUACACUUCAUCUCGGAGAAGGCCAAUAAUGAGGCGGAAACAAUACGGAGGAACAUUGAGGAGGAGGAAAGGAGGAAGCAAGCCGAAAUCGAUGCCAUUCUGUUGCGAAAGCAGCUGCGCAAGUGCCGCAGGGAUAUACUCUAAUUGGUUUUUCUUUAAUAAAAUAUAAUG
Messenger RNA from Drosophila kikkawai, 3335 nucleotides. It is a transcript of the gene sac, whose product is annotated as sterile affecting ciliogenesis. Gene Ontology annotation, molecular function: dynein light intermediate chain binding; dynein intermediate chain binding; minus-end-directed microtubule motor activity. Gene Ontology annotation, biological process: microtubule-based movement. The record is from RefSeq and is a predicted model, not a curated record. NCBI's taxonomy places the organism in Eukaryota, Metazoa, Arthropoda, Insecta, Diptera, Drosophilidae. Gene Ontology annotation, cellular component: dynein complex.